CGUCCCCGUUCCGUUGCCGGCCAGCCAACCAACCUUGGGGCGGGGGACACUCGUACUACGAGCAGCCCGAGACAGCAGUGAGUGGCGCGAGAGGCCCCGCGCCACACGAGACCGCGAGGCGCGCCGCAGCCGCACACCCACCUACCCGCCCGGAACCGCCCGUAAAUGCGGACGCAGGGGUGGGGGCGCGGGGCGGUGGCGCGCUUGAUGACGCCAUUCAAUCGCCGCGCGGCCCACGCAUCCUCCCCCCACCUGCUCCGCCUCUGCGGCUGCUCCUCUUAUUCCACCGUCGUCUCUCGCCUCCGACGCCACUUCGCCUCUUCUUCCUCCUCCCCAGCAUACUGCGCCAGACAGAACACCCAUACAUUCAUGGAGGUGGUUCAAGAAGUCCUUAAGCAUGGCUCAGCAAAUGGCGUCCGUGCAGCUAUAAGAGCUGACAAAAAGAGUUACAGCCUUGUCCAGCUUAUUGCAGCUUCCCUGGAUGUCCACAACAUUUUGUGCAGCAAAAAUAUGACACGGAAUGGAAUACAAAAUUCUUCUUUGGAAGGAAUAAAUGGAACAGGCUUCCUUCAUGGAGCUCGUGUUGGCAUUGUGGCUAAACCCUCUCCUGAAUUUGUUGCUGGGGUAUUUGGAACCUGGCUUUCUGGUGGAGUUGCAGUUCCCCUUGCACUUAGCUAUCCAGAAGCUGAGCUUCUUCACGUCAUGAAUGAUUCGGAUAUUUCAAUGGUUUUAAGCACCAAGGAGCAUCAUGAAAUUAUGGAGAACCUUUCUAUCAAGUGUUCUGCUUAUUGUUCUCUCCUUCCAUCUAUCACUAGUAUACCUUCAGAAAUAAAUCCCCAAGAACCUUCAAGCAAUGAGGUGACUUCAUCAGUCUCUAGUUUAAUAACUGAGGUCAACAGUUCAAACAAAAUCAAAGGAGAUGAUCCUGCUCUUAUCCUUUACACAAGUGGCACAACUGGGAAACCAAAAGGAGUUGUUCACACCCACAAGGGCAUCCUUUCUCAGGUCCAAAUUCUAUCAGAAGCAUGGGGAUAUCGAAGUGAAGAUCAAUUUCUGCACUGUCUUCCGCUGCAUCAUGUGCAUGGCCUUUUCAAUGCUCUAUUUGCACCCCUCUAUUCUGGAUCAGUGGUUGAGUUUAUUCCGAAAUUUAGCGUAAGCGGGAUAUGGCAGAGAUGGAGGGAAUCAUAUCCCAACGAUGCCAGUAAAAAUGAUGAGGCCAUUACAGUAUUUACUGGAGUUCCAACCAUGUAUACACGUCUGCUGCAAGGGUAUGAUAAUAUGGAUCCUGAUCAACAAUCCGCCUGUUCUUAUGCUGCAAAGCAGUUGAGGUUAAUGAUGUGCGGGUCAUCAGCUCUUCCUUCCCCACUUAUGAAGCGGUGGGAGGAAGUAACAGGUCACCGUCUUUUGGAACGUUAUGGCAUGACUGAGUUUGUCAUGGCACUGUCUAAUCCAUUGCAUGGUAUCCGGAAAGAAGGUACAGUUGGUAAACCUCUUCCACGUGUUGAGGCUAAGAUUAUUAUGGAUGAUGGUACUGAAACUACAACUGGAGUUGGUGAGCUCUGCAUUAGAAGUCCGUCACUUUUCAAGGAGUACUGGAAAAGACCAGAGGUUACAUCAGAAUCCUUCAUCGAUGGUGGAUUCUUCAAGACAGGUGAUACAGUAACUGUAGAUGAGGAAGGAUACUUCAUAAUUUUAGGACGCACAAAUGCUGACAUUAUGAAAGUUGGUGGUUAUAAGUUGUCAGCACUAGAAAUUGAGGCAGUGCUGCUAGAGCAUGACGCUGUAUUGGAAUGCGCUGUCCUUGGCUUGCCUGAUGAAGCCUAUGGGGAGGUUAUAUGUGCAAUAAUUGUGCCUAAGGAGGAUGCGAAGAAAAUGGCGGAGCAGGACUCAAAGCCAGCACUAACCUUGGAAGCAUUGACAUGUUGGUCGAAAGAUAAGCUUGCUCCAUACAAGAUUCCAACAAGAUUGUACUUGUGGGAUUCUCUUCCUCGCAAUGCCAUGGGAAAGGUUAACAAGAAGGAGCUGAAGAAAUUAUUAGGAGCUUAGCUACUGAGUUUAUAGAUAUCUUUAUAUAUUCGUUUCACUAAAGUAUAGUAAGGCGGACGCAUCAUAGUGAUAAGUUAUUUCUUUAUCAUGGAACAAUAAUUUCCCAAAACUUUCCUUCAUUCAUAUUUUAUUGUAUUUUUUCUUCAGUAUAUAUAUAGACAAUGAUAAUCUGUCGGGGGGAAAAACACCGACUAAUAUAGGAAAUUCGCAACGGCCU
Messenger RNA from Panicum hallii, 2263 nucleotides. Its product is annotated as malonate--CoA ligase. The record is from RefSeq and is a predicted model, not a curated record. The transcript has 17 exons. Bases 166 to 2046 code for a protein of 626 amino acids. Gene Ontology annotation, biological process: fatty acid metabolic process. Gene Ontology annotation, molecular function: medium-chain fatty acid-CoA ligase activity. NCBI's taxonomy places the organism in Eukaryota, Viridiplantae, Streptophyta, Magnoliopsida, Poales, Poaceae.